AUGGUAUCUGUGCUCCAAAAUGUCAAGGCUACAAUGGCCUGGAGGAAACACCAGCUUCUAGCUGACUUCGAUGAGAACGAGAGCCCUGUACCCGACAAAGUCAAGAGACAGCUGUCUUUGAGUUCUCUCUGUACCACCCACGUGUCGCUAAGGAAGCGAGUACCAUUAAAGCAAGUAGAGCUGAAUUUUCAUAAGACCCCAACUUGGGAAAGUCUGGAAGCAAGACAGAAGUGCCAAACUCUUCAGAGUAUUAAACGAACAGCAAAAAAUGCUUUUGGAACAGUGUCCCAGAAAAUGCAGAAGUCUUGCCAGAGCCCAGAACACUCCAUGUUGACCUUUCCAGCUGAAUCCAUCAGCAGCUGUGCAACCAGUUCUACCAAGAAAAAAACUACACCUCAAACAACUUGCCGUAAGAAGAAUGUUUCUCCAGCAGCCAGUUCCAAAGGCACCCCAAGAUCCAGCAAAAGAGCCUUGCUUGUGCCAACAAUGGUGUCAAAGCGUAGGGCAUGGAGGGGUUUCUCAUCCUGGCUCAGUAACGAUGCUGUCGGUCUCCGGAGAUCAAGAAGAGCAGCAGCACUGAAGAGUCCUUAUUCAUCACCCAUUCCUGCCAGCAGAAAGAUAGAGUUUGACUGUGAGCUGGAGCUGGUCUCCUCAGGAAUUUGCCAGUUGGAGUGUAUCUCCCAGGCGUUUGAUGAUACCAUUGUGGAAGAGGAGAGGCAACACGCAGUAUCAGACUGCUACUGUCCAGUGGCACAGAACUUACCGUCUUCUCGUGAUCUCAAACUUUCUUAAGUUACCAGAAGGCAAGCACAGAAACUCCAUCAAGCACUUGGUACCUAG
Messenger RNA from Merops nubicus (carmine bee-eater), 840 nucleotides. RefSeq names its product family with sequence similarity 64, member A (gene PIMREG). NCBI's taxonomy places the organism in Eukaryota, Metazoa, Chordata, Aves, Coraciiformes, Meropidae. The record is from RefSeq and is a predicted model, not a curated record.